Messenger RNA from Syngnathoides biaculeatus (alligator pipefish), 1838 nucleotides. RefSeq names its product transcription factor 7 (gene tcf7). NCBI's taxonomy places the organism in Eukaryota, Metazoa, Chordata, Actinopteri, Syngnathiformes, Syngnathidae. The record is from RefSeq and is a predicted model, not a curated record. Gene Ontology annotation, molecular function: RNA polymerase II cis-regulatory region sequence-specific DNA binding; DNA-binding transcription factor activity, RNA polymerase II-specific. The transcript is spliced from 13 exons. The coding region runs from base 304 to 1770 and encodes 488 amino acids. Gene Ontology annotation, cellular component: beta-catenin-TCF complex. Gene Ontology annotation, biological process: regulation of transcription by RNA polymerase II; canonical Wnt signaling pathway.
CCUGUCAAUCACCACGGCGGAACCCUUUGAUGUCUGGGGUCUCGUUCUGGUCCUGCUCACUCUUGCAGGAGAACAUCAGUCCUCCUCCAGGCGGCCACGGGACGCCACGGUACAACUUUUCCCCCUCUUCUUCCGGACUUUUGAAGAGGACAACCCCGUAGAUUUGACGUCUAUCUGUUUUGUGGUUUUUUUUUUGUUUUGUUUUGUUUUUUUUUUUUUUUGGGGGGGGUCACUCUUUCUUGGUCGUGUUGGAGACACGGAAGGGGGGAAAAAAAGCGUCCACGGAAUCGGACGGACGUCGACAUGCCUCAGCAUGGGGGGGACGACCUGGGCGCCACCGACGAGAUGAUCGCCUUCAAGGACGAAGGCGAGCAGGAGGAGAAGGUCCACCAAGAGUGCGCCUUCACCGAGCAGGACCUGGCCGACCUCAAGUCGUCCCUGGUCAACGAGUCCGAGAUCCACCAGCAUAGCCCGGCCGGCCCCGGCGGCGGCGGUGGCGGCAGCGGCGCCUCCUCGGCGGUGAGGCGAGGGCAGCUGGCCGAGCAGCAGAGGGGCUUCGCGGACAAGCACAGGGAGCACCUCGAUGCCGCAGCAUCGAAACAUCAAGAUGGCAGCGUGUACAAGACGCCAGGGUACCCAGGGUACCCCUUUCUAAUGCUGCCGGACGCCUACCUCCCCAACGGCUCCGUGUCGCCGACGUCCAACAAGGUUUCUGUGGUGCAGCAACCCCACGGGAUGCACCCGAUCACGUCGCUGCUGCCCUACGGCAACGAGCACUUUGGCACCAGCCCCCCGCACCUGCCCACUGACAUGAGUCAGAAGACGGGUGUUCACAGGCACCAGUCCCAGGACCUUUCAGGAUAUUAUCCACUCCCUACAGGCGGUGUUGGCCAGAUUACGCCCUCUAUGGGUUGGCAGAAGCAGACGGUGUACCCCGCCGCACUAUCCCCGUCCGGCUUCCGACAAUCCUUCCCCUCCAACCUUCCCGUCGCCUCGUCCUACUGCAGGUUCUCUCACUCUCUGAUGCUGGGCCCGUCCGGCAUGCACCCCACAGGCAUCCCGCACCCUGCCAUAGUGCCCCCUUCAGGCAAACAGGAACACGAGCAUUAUGACAGGGGCAUGUACCCGAAGCCGCACGUAGAGGCCAAGCGGGAGAAGGAGCCCAAGAAGCCCGUCAUCAAGAAGCCCCUCAAUGCCUUCAUGCUCUACAUGAAGGAGAUGAGGGCCAAGGUCAUCGCGGAGUGCACGCUCAAGGAGAGCGCCGCCAUCAACCAGAUACUCGGACGAAGGUGGCAUGCGCUGACACGUGAGGAGCAAGCCAAGUACUACGAGCUGGCACGCAAAGAGAGACAACUUCACAUGCAACUGUACCCCACCUGGUCUGCACGCGACAACUAUGAGGCGGCAGCCGAAAAGAGUAAAGCCGAUUGGGGAAAGAAGAAGAGGAGGAAAAGGGAGAAGCAGCAGGACCCCAACACAGAGCCUGGCUCCCCUAAGAAAUGUCGAGCUCGCUUUGGCCUCAAGCAGCAGACAGAUUGGUGCGGUCCCUGCAGGAGGAAGAAGAAGUGCGUUCGCUACCUUCAAGGAGGAGGCUGCGCGAGCCCAACUUGUUCACAUUUAAGUGCCGUAGACUCCACGCCGCCACCCUCGCCCGGCACCGUGGCCCGGAGACCCCAUUUCCACCAGCAUCAGCAGUGCACUUCUCACCCCCUUUCUUCCACAAGCCCGGGCAAACGAAAGCACCCGGAGCAGCCGCCGUCGGCCACGUGACUCGGCUCGCUCGCUCGCUCGCUUUCCUCAGCGGGCGAGGGGGGGGGGGGAUUCGUAUCAAAAAGUGU